CACAAACUUUACAUACGUACAAUGUCAGACUCUAAAUUAGGUUGGUUAGUCCUGUUGGACCUCACUGAGACCCCAGACCACGUCUUAAGACGUUCCUCCAUCAUCGGUACUAUCGGUCCUAAGACCAACGACCCGGAAGUGUUGGUUGCGUUGAGAAAGGCCGGGAUGAACAUUGUCAGAAUGAACUUCUCCCACGGUUCCUAUGAGUACCACCAGUCUGUGGUGGACAAUGCCAGAAAGUCUGAAGCAAUCUACCCGGGCAGACCAUUGGCCAUUGCCUUGGAUACCAAGGGACCAGAAAUCAGAACCGGUACCACCGUUGGAGAGAAGGAUUUCCCAAUUUCCGCUGGCCACGAAAUGACCUUCACCACUGAUGAGGCCUAUGCCAAGCAGUGUACCGACCAGAUCAUGUAUAUCGACUACAAGAACAUUACCAAGGUGAUUUCUACGGGCAGAAUCAUCUACAUCGACGAUGGUGUGUUGUCGUUUGAGGUUUUGGAGAUUACAGACGCCUCCACCUUGAAAGUGAGAUCGGUCAACGCCGGUAGGAUCAGCUCCCACAAGGGUGUCAACUUGCCAAACACUGACGUCGACUUGCCAGCGUUGUCUGACAAGGACAAGGCUGACUUGAGAUUCGGUGUCAAGAACAACGUCAACAUGGUGUUUGCUUCCUUCAUCAGAUCUGGUGACGACAUCAAGGCCAUCAGAGAGGUGUUGGGCGAGGACGGCAGAGAGAUCCAGAUCAUUGCCAAGAUUGAGAACCAGCAGGGUGUCAACAACUUUGACGAGAUCUUGAGAGAGACCGAUGGUGUUAUGGUGGCCCGUGGUGACUUAGGGAUUGAAAUCCCAGCGCCACAGGUGUUCAUGGUCCAGAAGCAGUUGAUUGCCAAGUGUAACUUGGCUGGUAAACCAGUCAUCUGUGCUACUCAGAUGUUGGAGUCCAUGACCUACAACCCUAGACCAACCAGAGCCGAGGUCUCCGAUGUCGGUAACGCCAUUUUGGACGGUGCUGACUGUGUCAUGUUGUCCGGUGAAACCGCCAAGGGUGACUACCCAGUCGAAGCUGUCACCAUGAUGAGCAACACCGCGUUGAUUGCUGAAAGAGCGAUUCCGUACGUGCCGUUCUUCAACGAAGUCAAGAGCUUGACCUCCAAGCCAACCGAAACCGUCGAAACCGUUGCCAUGUCCGCCGUCUCUGCCGCAUUCGAGCAGUCCGCCAAGGCCAUUGUCGUCUUGUCCACCUCCGGUACCUCCGCUAGAUUGUGCUCUAAGUACAGACCAGAUAUCCCAAUCAUCAUGAUCACCAGAAACAAGAGAGCCGCCAGAUUCGCCCAUUUGUACAGAGGUGUCUAUCCGUUCAUCUACGAGGGUGAAAAGUGCGGUGACGACUGGCAGCAGGACGUCGAAAACAGAUUGCAAGCCGGUAUCCACAGCGCUGUCGAGCACGGGAUCUUGAACAAGGGCGACACCAUCGUUGCCAUCCAGGGGUGGACCUCCGGUCUCGGCCACACCAACACCAUGAGAGUCUUGUCCGCUUAAGCUCUAUGUAUAUUUAAUCAACCUGUAAACAAAAGCACCUUAGGUGAUGGGUUAAUGCCUGUUAAAGGGAUAUAUUUAUGGCUAAUCUCGUAGGCAGGAAAGUUCCUGUGUUAGUAUGUCGAGGACUGCCUUACGUCUGAGGUGGAUGCAUCUAUAGACUGGAGAUUAGG
Babjeviella inositovora NRRL Y-12698 is the source of this 1709-nucleotide messenger RNA. RefSeq names its product pyruvate kinase (gene CDC19). Lineage: Eukaryota; Fungi; Ascomycota; Pichiomycetes; Serinales. The record is from RefSeq and is a predicted model, not a curated record. Gene Ontology annotation, molecular function: pyruvate kinase activity; potassium ion binding; magnesium ion binding. The transcript has a single exon. Gene Ontology annotation, cellular component: cytoplasm. Gene Ontology annotation, biological process: glycolytic process. Bases 22 to 1539 code for a protein of 505 amino acids.